Molecule: messenger RNA, 4233 nt
Organism: Chanos chanos (milkfish)
Lineage: Eukaryota; Metazoa; Chordata; Actinopteri; Gonorynchiformes; Chanidae
Gene: adcy9b
Product: adenylate cyclase 9
Exons: 10
Coding region: 1-4233 (1410 amino acids)
Biological process (GO): adenylate cyclase-activating G protein-coupled receptor signaling pathway; intracellular signal transduction; cyclic nucleotide biosynthetic process
Cellular component (GO): plasma membrane
Molecular function (GO): adenylate cyclase activity
Source: RefSeq, a predicted model, not a curated record
AUGGCUUCACCGCAACAUCAGCAGCUUCUCUUACACAACAGUGAGGUAAGCUGUGACUCCAGUGGAGACGGGGCAGUGUCUGUCCGAAUCAGCAGUAUCAAAUCGCACAAACAGCCUCAUGGCCCCAGUGGCUUGGGUAGCAGCACCGUGUGCAGUAUAAUUGGAGGCUCAAAGCACUGCAAAUACAGCAUUUCGUCCAGCUGUAGCUCAGGUGAGUAUGGCGUGCGCAGGCCAGUUGUCAAAGGGCUGCGGUCACAGAGGAAAAUGCCUCAGCUCUUUGAAAGAUCGGCUGGGCAGUUUUGGAAUCCAAAGUUUGACUCUAACAUCUUGGAGGAGGCAUGCCGCGAGCGCUGUUUCCCACAGACGCAGAGACAGUUUCGCUAUGUGCUCUUUUAUCUGGCCACUGCCAGCCUUCUGUGGGGCGUGUAUUUCAGCGUCAGCCCUGCCCGAUGCGAUCGUGUCACUUUUUUGAUACCCACAGCUUCAUUCCUCCUCUUCUGCCUCUUGCUGUUUCUCUUCACGUUCACACAACAUUAUGCCCAACACUACAAUCAAGUCUCUCUCCUUCUUAUAGCUGUAACAUUCGCACUGACCCUUGCACCCCAGAUCCAAACACAUGGCUUCAGAGACGAGAUCAUUCCUGAUGAGGAAGAGGGAGAUGGAGGGGAAUUCAAGGCCCAAGAUGGAAGCUCUUGGACGCCGUGUCUGUCCCCAGUUGGGACUUUCUCCCUUGGCAUGGAGGUCCUUUUACUGCUCUACAGUGUUCUCCAUGUCCGCCUGUAUGCCUCUGUGCUGCUGGGACUGCUCUACUCGGUUCUCUUUGAGGCACUUGGAUGGAUGCACUUGGCUAAGGGCUCCACUGAAAAGCAGAGUUCAGACUGGAAUACACUAUGCUGGCUUGGCCCAGCCAAAGCUCUUCUGCACCUGUGUGCUCAUGCUAUUGGCAUCCACCUUUUCAUCAUGUCUGAGGUGCGUUCACGCAGCACUUUCCUCAAGGUAGGCCAGGCCAUCAUGCAUGGGAAGGACUUGGAGGUGGAGAAGGCGUUGAAGGAGCGCAUGAUCCAUUCCGUGAUGCCCCGCAGGGUGGCGGACGAACUCAUGAAACAGGGUGACGAGGAGAGCGAGAACUCAGUGAAGCGCUACUCCACAGGUGCCGCCUUGGCCUCGGCCUCAAGUCCCAAGAACACCAAACGUAAGAAGACCUCCAUCCCCCGCGGUCAGAUCAUCUUUCGUCCCUUCAACAUGAAGCGCAUGGAGCCCGUCAGCAUUCUCUUCGCAGACAUAGUGGGCUUCACCAAAAUGAGCGCUAACAAGUCGGCACACGCUCUGGUUGGUCUUCUCAACAACCUGUUUGGCCGUUUCGACCGUCUUUGUGAGCUGACGUGCUGUGAGAAGAUCAGCACGCUUGGUGACUGCUACUACUGCGUGGCUGGCUGCCCUGAGCCUCGUGAGGACCAUGCUUACUGCUGUGUGGAGAUGGGUCUGGGCAUGAUUCAGGCCAUUGAACAGUUCUGUCAGGAGAAGAGGGAGAUGGUAAACAUGAGGGUUGGGGUCCACACAGGCACUGUGCUGUGUGGCAUCCUGGGCAUGAAGCGCUUCAAGUUUGACGUCUGGUCCAAUGAUGUCAACCUGGCCAACCUCAUGGAGCAGUUAGGUGUUGCUGGGAAGGUACAUCUGUCUGAGGCCACUGCCAAUUUCUUGGAUGACCGGUAUGUUCGAGAAGAUGGAAAGGUCACAGAGAGAGUUGGCCAAAGUGUGGUGGCAGAUCAGUUAAAAGGCCUGAAGACCUACCUGAUCUCUGGGAGAAAGGUAGAGCACUCCCAGUGUAGCUGCUCUCAGCUGGGUUUGGCUGGGGCAGAACCUGGAGAGUCCCUUGGUACCACACCCAGUACCCACAGCCCUGAGCUCCAGCCUUCAGAUUCGACUCAGCCUCAAGGUCCAGACAGAGCCAAGUCCCCGUGCCUCUCAUGCAGUGCAGCACUGCUUCCUGGGGAAGACCCGCCUCUGGACGAUGGAACAGUCCAGAACGGUUGUGGCGAGGACCAUAAGAGCAGCACCAAUAAAGGUCCUCCAGGCAGGGGGGCCAAGGCCCUUAACGGUUUGUUGAGCCCCCAUCUGGAGGUGGCAAUGACCAACAGUCAGACCUCCCUGUGCGAGAUGCUGCAGGAGAAGGAGAAGAAAUGGGGAGGUGGAGGGGGCAUUGGCACCAUGGACCACUCCGCCCUCAUUCCUCUGCGCUCUAAAAACUUCAGAGAGAGGAGUGAUGCACAUUUUGUGGAUGUCAUUAAAGAGGACAGUUUGAUGAAGGAUUACUUCUUUAAGCCUCCCAUUAACAAGCUUAGCCACACCUUUCUGGACAAGUCUCUGGAGACAGCCUACCGAACCAGCUAUCAGGAAGAGGUGAGAAAUCAAGCAGCAGUCCAGACGUUUGCCAGUCCCACGUUCAGCUCUUUCCUGGACAUGCUGUUGUGCUGCUGUGUGUUCCUUGCGCUAUCCCUGGCCUGCUUCCUCAGGCCCCUGGUUACCCAGCAGCCUCUGCCCACCCCUGCCCUUAUCCUGACAGCAGUGGCUUCCCUGCUGGAGUGUCUGGCACUGGUGCUGACUGUCCGCAUGGCCUUUUUCCUGGACUACAUGUUGAGCUGUACUCGCACCUUGCUGUGGGCAGUCUCAGGAUGGGUCCCCAGACACCUGAUCCUGGCAGUCCUGGUGUCUCUCCCUGCAGUGUCUGUGUUCUCACACAUCACUUGUGACAUGAACCAGUCCAUACAGUUCACAAUGUUCACCUGCUGUGCGGUCAUCAUUGCCAUCAUCCAGUACUGUAAUUUCUGUCAGCUGAGUUUCUGGAUGCGAUCUACCCUGGCCACACUUACAGGACUUGUGCUGCUUGUUUUGCUUUGGAGCCCCCCCUGCAGGUCCAGUGACUUGGGUAAUAACAACAGCAGUGCUGCUCAGACUCCAACAGAGCCAGUGCCUGAUCUACAAGACUUGUUGGGGCCUGAAGUUUUAGUGGCCUUUUUUCUGCUGUUGCUACUUGUCUGGUUCCUCAACCGGGAGUUUGAGGUGAGCUACCGGCUCCACUACCAUGGCAAUGUAGAAGCAGACCAGCACCGUAUCAAGAUCCAAAACAUGCGAGACCAAGCCGACUGGUUGCUUCGUAAUAUCAUCCCCAUCCAUGUAGCUGAGCAGCUGAAAGUGACACAGAGUUACUCCAAGAACCACGAUAAUGUAGGUGUCAUCUUUGCCAGCAUAGUCAACUUCAGCGAGUUCUACGAGGAGAGUUACGAAGGCGGAAAAGAGUGCUACCGAGUCCUCAAUGAGCUCAUUGGUGACUUCGAUGAGCUAUUGCGCAAGCCUGCCUUUUCCAACAUCGAGAAGAUCAAAACCAUUGGCGCCACAUACAUGGCAGCGUCAGGUCUUAACACACAGCAGUGCGGUGAUCAGGCCCACCCUCACUCUCAUCUACAGGCCCUCUUCGAAUUUGCCCUGGAGAUGAUGCGUGUGGUUGACGAUUUCAACAAGAACAUGCUCGGUUUCAAGUUCAAGUUGCGUAUCGGCUUCAACCAUGGCCCGCUCACUGCUGGAGUCAUUGGCACAACCAAACUGCUUUACGACAUCUGGGGUGACACCGUGAACAUAGCUAGCCGCAUGGACACCACUGGAGUGGAGUGUCGUGUGCAGGUUAGUGAGGAGAGCUACUGUGUACUCAGCAGCAUGGACUACGAAUUUGACUACCGCGGGACUGUUAACGUCAAAGGAAAAGGUCAGAUGAAAACCUUUCUGUAUCCCAAGAGUGCCGACAGUGGGCCUGUACCGCAGUACCAGCUCUCCGUCUCACCGGAGAUCCGAGCUCAAGUGGACGGCAGCAUUGGGCGUUCACCCACGGAUGAGAUUGCCAACCUGGUGCCUGCUGCUGCUUCUGCCAGUGGCGUGGGCACAUCCUUUUCAAUUAGCUCAGAACUCACUGCGCAGGAAAUUUCUGUUAAAGAAUUUGUUGGAAAAGUUCCUUGCGGUGAGGUUUGUUCUAGCGAGACUAAAGCUGGACGAUCUACAUCUACCAGUGGGCUGCCGUCUAUACCAGAAACCUCCUUUAACAGAGCUCCUGAGUUGUAUAUGAAGCAAACAGAUGCAGUCUUGUCUGUGCCUACUCAGAAUCCCACCCAAACAGGAAGCUUUGAGUCGGAAAAAGGGGUAGCAGAGGAAGAGGAGGACAUCGGAGAGCUGACUAGACUCUAA